Gasterosteus aculeatus aculeatus (three-spined stickleback) is the source of this 2815-nucleotide messenger RNA. It is a transcript of the gene pgm5, whose product is annotated as phosphoglucomutase 5. Gene Ontology annotation, cellular component: adherens junction; cytosol; sarcolemma. Gene Ontology annotation, biological process: striated muscle tissue development; myofibril assembly; carbohydrate metabolic process. Lineage: Eukaryota; Metazoa; Chordata; Actinopteri; Perciformes; Gasterosteidae. Gene Ontology annotation, molecular function: phosphoglucomutase activity; magnesium ion binding. The record is from RefSeq and is a predicted model, not a curated record.
CCGGAGGCUCAGCUGAUUGUGGGCCUUGAAGAUUUUGUCCCUCCCUACUUUUUUUCCCUUCUCUCUCCUGUAGUCAGUUGUUCAGGCUCAUUAGGAGAAGAGGGAGUUGUCCCACAGCUAGAGGAGAGUUUUGCUGAACGCGGGACGUCCACAUACAAUUGGCGAGGGGAUUUUUGUCUCUUGUCCUCCCGGCGUGGGACAACCACUGCGCCACUUCACCCACCCGCGAGGACCCCCUUCGCUCCGCGCGUCCUCCUCAUGACAAACACGGCUGCUUCGACUCAGGGGUCCGAAAACCAGCAGAAGCCAACUUCAGUUUGAUCGGCGUCGCCCCCUCUCCUCUCCUCACCCCGCCGUCCCCUUCUCCUCUCCUCUCCACCCCCCCCGCUGGGCGCCCUCAGAAGGAGGAUGGAGACGAGCCCCAUCCCGGUGCUGACGGUCCAAACCGCCCCCUUCGAGGACCAGCGGCCCGGCACCAACGGGCUGCGGAGGAAGACGGCGGUGUUCGAGGGGAAGAAGAACUACCUGCAGAACUACAUCCAGAGCGUGCUGUCCUCCAUCGACCUGCGGGACCGGCAGGGCUGCACCAUGGUGGUGGGCAGCGACGGCCGCUACUUCAGCCGAGCCGCCACCGAGGUGAUAGUGCAGAUGGCAGCUGCGAAUGGGAUCGGCCGUCUGGUGAUCGGUCACAACGGCCUCCUGUCCACCCCCGCUGUUUCCUGCAUCAUCAGGAAGAUCAAGGCCAUCGGCGGGAUCAUCCUCACAGCUAGUCACAACCCCGGAGGCCCCGCUGGAGACUUUGGAAUCAAGUUCAACGUGGCCAAUGGAGGACCCUCUUCGGACACAGUGAUGGAGAGGAUCUGCCAGGUGAGCCGGACGCUCGAGGAGUAUGCAAUAUGUCCCGAUCUGCGCAUUGACCUGUCCAGGCUGGGAAGGCAAGAAUUUGACCUGGAGAACAAGUUCAAACCUUUUAGAGUGGAGAUCGUGGACUCAGUUGAGUUGUAUCUACAACUGCUGAGGAACAUCUUCGACUUCAAUGCCAUUAAAAGUCUUUUCUCGGGACCAGAUCAGCUCAAGAUCCACAUAGAUGCCAUGAACGGAGUGAUGGGCCCCUAUGUGCGCAGGAUCCUGUGUGACGAGCUGGGAGCUCCCGCUAACUCUGCUGUCAACUGCGUCCCCCUGGAGGACUUUGGUGGGCGACCUCCAGAGCCCAACCUGACUUAUGCCACGUCUCUGGUAGAUGGCAUGAAAGGAGGGGACUUUGGCUUUGGAGCGGCUUUUGAUGCGGAUGGGGACCGCUACAUGAUCCUCGGAGAAAAAGGCUUCUUUGUGAACCCGUCAGACUCGGUGGCCAUCAUGGCCGCCAACCUGUCCUCCGUCCCCUACUUCCGACAGCUGGGAGUCAAGGGCUUCGCCAGAAGUGUUGCCACCAGCACGGCCCUCGACAGGGUGGCCAAAGCCAUGAAACUGGCGCUGUAUGAAACUCCCACGGGCUGGAGGUACUUUGGGAACCUGAUGGAUUCUGGCCGUUGUUCCCUCUGCGGGGAGGAGAGCUUCGGGACAGGUUCAGACCACAUUCGUGAGAAAGAUGGACUGUGGUCGGUGCUGGUGUGGUUGUCCAUCAUGGCCUCUGGGAAAAAGGCUGUGGAGCAGAUUGUCAGAGAACACUGGGCCAUGUUCGGACGUAACUACUUCUGCAGGUUUGAUUACGAAGGCCUGGACCCUCGCGCAGCCUUUUACCUGAUGAGGGAUCUGGAGUCAGUAAUCUCAGACAAAGCAUUCACCAGCCAGAAGUUUGCUGUGGGAGACCACGUAUACAGCGUGGAGAGGGCCGACAACUUUGAGUACAUCGACCCUGUCGAUGGAACAGUGGCUCGAAACCAGGGUUUAAGGAUCGUCUUCACUGAUGCGUCCCGCCUAGUGUUUCGGAUGAGCGGGAGCGGCGGCGGGACGGGCGCCACCAUCCGCAUUUACGCCGAGAGCUUCGAGAGAGACCCGGAGAGACACAGCAGAGAGACACAGGUGGUGCUGGGUCCUCUCAUCGCCAUUGCCCUGAAGAUCUCUAACGUCCACGAGAGGACGGGGCGCCGCGGCCCCAACGUCAUCACAUGAGCCUCCAGGAAAACACACACACACACACACUCACUCUCACAUGCACGCACACACAUGCAUCUAGCUGCGCACACACGCAAGUAAAUAACUUUUCCCGGACUUAAAUCCAUUCUCUGUAGCUUAAUGGUGAUUUUGUUUAUUUUUCCUUCUCCCAAUGACGACUAAGCAGAAGGAAGCACAGGAUUCUCCUUUUUGUUUAUUGACCACUAUCAUCAGUCAGCUAUCAAAAACAUAGGGUUAGUGUCCAAACCAUGCGGGACAUUUCCUUUUUGCCAGGAAUAAACAAUGGAAAAGACAGCAAACAUAUUGGAUGUGUAGACAGAGUGUUAAUGUUUGUGGAUUGCAGUUAUAAAGAUUUAUUGACUAAGGAGGCCUGAGAUAUCUUUUUUUAUUUACAGUGCAGUGUUUGCUUGACAUAUUACUUGUACGUGUCCACUCAUUUAUGUCAAUUUUCGAAAAUUUAAUGCUGAAGUGAGUAAAACCUUUUAAGAAGAAAAACAGGCGCAACAUCACAACUAUUCUGUCAGACUUGUGUUUUCUAGAUAGGGAGAGAUUUAAAAGAAGUAAAGCAAUAGCAAACAUAUUUUAGGUAGCUUUGCUAAUCUGGUUUUUGCUUUCAUCUGUCAGUUUAGGAAUGACAUAUAACCAUAUUUCAAUAUAUCAUUUUCUUUUCUACCCAAAUAAACUUUUUUUGUGUGCGAUA